ACCCGCCAGUCGCAAGGAGUGGGAGCCCCGAUGUCUUCCGGCCUGGCGGCCCCGGCUCCGUGUGUGCCUGGCCGCGCUCGCCUCCGGCCCCCCGCGACCCGGGAAGCGCAGCCCCGUUACCGCGCGGGCUUUCCCUGUCCUGCAUCCGGGCGCUUCUGAGCUUUCUGCUCCCUCGCUGCCUUCGCUGUGAGGCGGGGUGGCGGGACGGGUUAGUGUGGAGGCCCUGGGGGUGAGCCUCGCCCCUCGCGAAGUGUGCAGUUCGGGAAGAAGGCCGUGAACCCUCUGAGCCUCUGUGAAGAGGGAAAGAGUCCUCGCGGCAUCCCUGAGGAGUGAGCGUCACUUGGGUUAAUAAGCAAGGAAGCCGCUGGAACAGUUGCUGGUGACCCCACUGUCCAGUCUUCAUUCCCUUCUCUCCCUUCUCACUGCAGACCUGCGGGGGGCUCAGUGCUGGCCUGGGGGUUGAGUGUGGUCCUUUCUGUGGCUGCUGCUGCGGGCCUCCCUCACCUAGGGAUCGUGAUAGCCAGCGUUUAUUGAGGGUUUGCAGUGUGCCCGGCGUCCAUGCCCUCUGGACUUUGAUCCUCACAACAGUUGCCAUUCCGCUUGGACAGAUGGGAAGGCAGAAACAGGCUACAUAGCUCAGAGUCAUACAGCCACGAAGUGGCGUGGAGCUGGAUUUUGAUCAGAUGUGGCCACAUUCCUUUGCUUACUUUCUUCUGAAGGAGCCCAAGCUGAGCCCACAUCCUGAGAAACCAGAAAUGAAGGUGCAGAUGGAAGAGAGAAAGUCGGCACAAGUGGAUGAGAAUUCCUCAGAGUGGAUGAGGUCGUGGCGAAGCAGGUGGAAUGGGAAAAGCUGCAACACCUGUCUGAAGUUGGUAAUGAUUGUGACCUCUCAGAAUAUCAUCACUUCCUGGGCUCAAGGUUGGCUGAAAGCCACUCACAUUGCUCAAGGCUGAGGAUGAAGGCGACCUCAUCAGUGUUCCCUGACUGUGUUUCCAUCAGCUGCAGAAAUGAAGAGUCCUUGGAUGUACAUCUACUGCUACCGAGGUCACCAUGGCAGUACCACUCAGCCCCAAUCCAGGGGCUGAAGUGAAUGUUGUGGAGUUCAAGGAGUAUAAGUGUUCUUGGGUGGGAGAGAAUGAACUGCAGUUUGAAGACCGAAGAUCAAGUUCUGUUAGACCUGAAGCAGCUCUCGGCUCCCUGGACACCAAAGUGCAGAAACAUGGAGGUGUAAAGUACAAAGAUGAUGUGGAGUCUCUGCUUGGGGAGAAGCCGCAGCCCAAAGAGCAGCAGCUGUCUGCGGAGCUUCCCCUGACCGAGCAGCUCAGGGCGUCCAUGUUGCUCAUUCGAGAGCAGAAACGGGAGCUCUCUGAGUUAACCAGGAAGCUGAAAGAAGGGAGAGCAGUGUCAUUGCUGCUGAAGGAGUCUCUGGAGGUCCUCCUCAGUCGAAGUCACCCUGACACUGAGCACAGCUGGCUACAGGGACUGGCUGCAGGGUGCAGGCUGGCAGAGCAGCUCGUCCACAUGCUCAACCUAGGACCUGAAGACAUCCGCAACCAAGAGGAAGUGGUGCGGGAGGGAGUGUCCACCUGGCUUUGCUGGGCUGACCUCAGAGAAGCUUCAGGCUCUGGAAGGCACACCGCUGGACGCCACUGUGCUUGCCUCCUUGCCCCACUCCCUCCACAGCUUGCCACUUCAGUCAGCCCCACAGAAGAGACUGCUUCCACAGUGGUUGCUGCUGCCUCCACCAGCACCCCCAGCUCUGAGGCCACCACCUCAACCCCAGAAGUCUCCUCACCAGCCCAGGGAACUGAGAACCCUCCAGUUUCUGAGUCGGUUGGCACCGAGAAGCUACCUGAGGAUGGAAAGCCGGUUGCUGCAGAGCUCCACUGGUGCUGCCUACAAAAGCUCGAGUCCCCUGUCAUCCACUGACACUGCUCCAGCUUUGCCCCCACUCUCCUGACCAGCCCUUACUGGAAUACAUCCUGCCACCAAGUGCCAGCUCCCUCUGUCUGACCAUGGAGUCGUAACCCCAGCUCGGAGGAAGAGAAAGCAGCAUUCCUGAGGCCAGGUGGAAAGGCCUUUUGGGGAUUCUGGUCAGUUCCAUCCAUCCUCUCCACCUCUGCAGCACUCUGCUGUGCUAGAGCCCUGCUGGGACUGUGAAGGCAGAAACUUCAGCUUCUGAGACCCUCUUCUUCCCCACCCUUUCUAGGGGAAGGGCAGCUCCUCUGAGCCCUACUGUGUGUGAGGGGUUACGCUGCUGUGGCAAACAAUAUUAGCUUUCAUUCACAAGUGUGGAUCCUGGAAGGGCUGGAGGCAGGCCAAGAACUUGCUGCUCACCUUCCUGCCAAGACUGGUACCAAUUUCCUCUUUGUACCUCAAUCUUCCCAGAAGCCCCUUGUGGUGUUAACUGUGCCUCCAUACUCUCUGGCAUUUCCACAUCUUACUGGCAACCACACAACUCAGGGAAAGGAGUGCCUGGGGGUGGGGGGCAGGCCAGCAGCUCUGAGGGACCCUGCCCCACCCCUCCCCCAGGCCCUUUUCCCUGCAGCUUCUCAGGUGAGGCUGCCUCGUCCAGCACCACUGCGGAGCUGAAAUGGGGCUGAGGGCUGGUGUGCUGUGCCUCAACAACUGCAACUCAGAAUCUAAGAAGGCCACUGCUGAGCCUGAAAGACUUUUCUUU
Molecule: messenger RNA, 2680 nt
Organism: Heterocephalus glaber (naked mole-rat)
Lineage: Eukaryota; Metazoa; Chordata; Mammalia; Rodentia; Bathyergidae
Source: RefSeq, a predicted model, not a curated record